Branchiostoma floridae (Florida lancelet) is the source of this 1598-nucleotide messenger RNA. Its product is annotated as NXPE family member 3-like. The record is from RefSeq and is a predicted model, not a curated record. NCBI's taxonomy places the organism in Eukaryota, Metazoa, Chordata, Leptocardii, Amphioxiformes, Branchiostomatidae. The transcript is spliced from 2 exons. The coding region runs from base 1 to 1047 and encodes 348 amino acids.
AUGGAUAGAAAGGGAUCUGGUGCAGUCGGUAUCAUAACGGACCACCAGAACGGUACUUACACGGCGACGUUCCGACUGUUGUGGGAGGGGGAGGUCACCAUCAAAAUCCAACUGGUCCACCCACGGCAGGCUAUCGAUCUUAAAGAAAGAAUUAAACGAUUAUAUCCUAUUGACCUAGUAACGUUCCAAAGACGUUACAUAGUGGGAAACGGCACUAUCAGAACCAAGUGUAACGUAGACCCGGCCAUCUUUAAGAAGACCAGUGCAGUUUGUAACUACUCGGACCCGCAUGCAGGCGCCUGGUGGUAUUGUGUGAAACCCGUCAACGUUUCUUGUAACACAUCAGGCUACCAUGGCAGAUAUGGGUACAACAACGUUAAAGGGGGCCAACUGUACGACAGUUUCUCCAGCCAGACCGGCUGGCAGCAAUGUCUGAAGGGGAAAACUUUGUAUUUCAUGGGCGACUCUACCAUACGGCAGUGGUGGGAACAUUUGGUCAGAAUCAUAAAUAUGACCGAAACACAUAUUCCUGAAGCCAUACACGCAACAGGACCAUUGCUCGCCCGAGAUCCUGUUAAUAACAUAACGGCAAACUUUCUAAUCCACGGACCGCCUCUUCGUGGCUCCAUCAAGACAUUUCUCAUCAAGUACGUCGCGAACGCCAUCGAUGAAAUUGAAGGAGGACCGAACGAUGUGGUCGGUAUCACCAUGUGGGCACAUUUCGUCUCGUACCCUGUGGAGGUCUACACGAAAAGAAUGGAAGCCGUCCGUGCUGCAAUACAACGUUUACUGCACAGGAGUCCCGAAACGUUGGUAGUAAUCAAGGCCGCAAAUGCGUGCCAUGGCGAUGAGAUCACAUUCGGGUAUUGGUUGGCGUACAAGCUGGACUUGAUAAUGAGAGACAUGUUCCGCGGUAUGAACGUUGUUCUCGUAGACACAUGGGAAAUGACCCAUGCACAGCACUGGCAUAAGGAUAUACUUCAUCCACCCGGGGACAUAAUCGUACAGGAACUAGAGUUCUUCUGUUCUUUUAUUUGUCCUUUGUGAACCUACAAACAUUAGUUUGUCUUCAAACAAACGUUUUUCCUUCCAAACUUUAUUCUUAAAAACACAUAGUACAUUUUGUCAACAACUAAGUAUUUCUAUAAUCUAUAGCUAUUGUACAGGAAGUAAUACAAAGUACAAAUGCCCACUAUCACAUGUGUAAAAGUGCAUUUAUUAUGCGCAAUAAGACUAGUGUUUCUACAAUCUACAACUAUUGCGCAGGUAGUGAUGAAGGGUACAUGUGUCCUAACGCAUUAGUUACAUGCAGUACAUUUGACCAGCAUAGGGAAGUUGAAACAAGUACAUGUUUGUCUACAAUCUACAGCUAUUUCACAGGUGGUGGUAAAACGUACAUGUGUCUUCUAUCACAUGGGUAAUGGUAAUGAUACAUUUGACAAGCUCACGGAGGUAGAGACUAGUAUCUUAGCCAUCAUAGGUAUUGCACAAGCAAACGUUUAAUUCAACCUUCCAGUCCGAAAAAUAUCAUUACGAAAUGAAGUUUUACUAGGUUUUUGCAUUUCUAGCCAGCCAACUAUAUAGAAUCUAAUCAACCA